GCCAUUAUUGUGAGGUGUGCUACACGAGUAGGCUGCUAAGUUUGUCGAAGACUUGAUUGCUGAGCUGUUUGCCACUGUGCGGUGCCCGAGGACCCGAUUCCUGAACUGUUUGCCACUGUGCGGUGCCCGAACUUGACUGAGCUGCAAAGCAUGAGUGCCAGAGGCAGAGCACGAGCGCGAAGCUCCUGGGAACUCGUGGUAGACGACACGGACGUGUCCAAUGCCGAUGACCAACUCGAACCGGAGCAGCCGUACGACGACGAUGCGCGAAUGGCAGACCACCUCGUCGAGAUUAACGAGGCGCUCAAGGACGAGUACUGGGAAACAGCCGUAGAUUUGUGCGAAGAGGCGCUGGCGGAGCGACCGCGCUGGAGCGAGGUGCGGGCGGCGCGGGACCGCGCGGCGUCCUACUUGGAGGCCUCCGCGCGCGGACAGCCGACCCCGUACUUCACUGUGAUCCGGGGUGCUCUCGUGACAUACAACAUGAACCGAGACCCCCUCGACAACGCGCAAGCACGGAAAUCCCUGCCCGACGAUGCAUGGUUGCAAGUGAUGCAGGGCCUGAGCUAUCCGCGGUGCGCGCUGCUGGCUGCGACGAAUAAGCGGUUGGUGGCGCUCUUAAAGUUGAAACCGCUUGCGGCGCGCCGGGCGGCACGGCGCGUGUGGCACCUCACGGUCACGACGCUGCGGGACAACGCGCUAUAUAACGCGAUGCCGACGAGCGAGAGAGGCUAUCACGGGAAAUAUGGAUUCGACGAGAGCGCCAAAGAAGAACUCGCUCUCAUCGCCAAGGAAUUCCCGGAGGCGCUCCAGGAGCGACACCUCCCGCCCUACGCCAUCAAAAGGACGGGUAUCAUGCGACACGGCGCUUGGCGGUACAGUCGAGUGUUCGGCAAGACGCCGGACGAGGUCUGGGAUAACUGCACUUCGCGACCUACCGGAUGGCAUGGCGUCCUGCCCGACGUACCGAUAACGCCGUUGGAGCUCGCCGUGUCCGACCCGGAUGUGCAUGAUAGGGGAGGUGAGGCGAAUACGCUGCUUAACCUCGGGGCGUUGCCCACGAAGCUCGCGCUGGACAUCGCGCACAGGAACUGCAACUAUGACUUAGGAUGUUGGGCCCAGGAACUCGUGAGCCAUUCACCCCAGCUCGUGGUGUCUAGCGGGAGUAAGCUGGCCCACCGGGGAUGGCAAGGCGGCGGGUACAAAGAUUUUGAGUUCGAUCUAGACUUUUGUGCUGCGUAUAUAGAUUCCCAAUGCGACGACGAUGGCGAGUAUUAUAGGGUUUGUAAGCACCUCGUCAAGGAUCGCGGCGUCGUGCCGACGGUCGGCGUCAACAUGGCUGCGGAUGACGCGUUCUGCGAGAAGUAUCCGCAGGAGAUCGUCGACCAGUGGCUCGCGGAUGCCUCCUUCAAGAAAUAUUGCACUGCAUGCGAAUGUGUCGAAGCGCGCGAUGGCUUCUCCGAGGAGGAGUGGGAGCGAGAGCUCGGUCUGCGGUAUUGCCUCGAAUGUAACCUGUACCGCCGCCUCGUGGCCUUCUACCAGCGCCACAACCCCGCGAUGUGGCUGGGAAGGAUCGACGCUAUCAUGAGGAAAUGGGGCCAGAACGAACCCGAGCUCUGGCGCCAGAUGGCCGCCAAGUAUGGCCAGCGCGCCGUCGACGACGCGCCACGCCCAGCGCGUGAAGUGCGGGUGGGUAAUCGCGGCGGCCUCUAGAGGCAUCAUAAUGACGUACUACUAUGUUAAACGUUGGGGACACGUACGUAGCGGAC
Molecule: messenger RNA, 1769 nt
Organism: Pelagomonas calceolata
Lineage: Eukaryota; Pelagophyceae; Pelagomonadales; Pelagomonadaceae
Source: the annotation of a GenBank genome assembly